Messenger RNA from Hymenoscyphus albidus, 1880 nucleotides. The record is from the annotation of a GenBank genome assembly. NCBI's taxonomy places the organism in Eukaryota, Fungi, Ascomycota, Leotiomycetes, Helotiales, Helotiaceae.
GUUGAUUGCUUACUAGACGCUUCACCGUCAGUCAGAAGGUUGAUAAUAGCAAAACGAUGGGAGUCGUACAGUCCAAGUAGGUUUCGCCCCCACUAACAGACCCGUUGAUCUGUUUAGCCACCUCAUCUGCUGCUUUUGCAGCUUCAAAUAACGCAGACCUCCCCUCCCUCCCAAGGACACGAGGGAGACGAAGUUUCCGCUCCGGUUCAUAAUGUUCAACUGCGCUAGUGAUGGGGCUGUCUUCUGUGGCGGAUGGCGUAUUCAAGAUUUGUGCCAGCAGUUGUUCUUCCUCGGGCGAAAAAUCAGAACCGUAAUUGCGUUCCUCGUCUUCAAGAGCUGCAGCUACCGCCGUUGAUGUACGUGUAGCAAUUCUGGCAGGACUGUAGGUGGCCAUACCGCAAAUCGUCCAUCGCGAUGGUCUGGGUCAUAAUCGAUGACGACUUCGAGUCUUGCUUAUCGCGAAAUAGGCGCGACCCCACGGGAUCUGGAUUUAUCCGGAUUAUCGCCGCCUAGCGCCAUUACAACACUCCCUCAACUCCUUCUCAAGCUUUCAAAUUAGAAGUCGCUUCCAUCAGGGGUAAUUGUUAUUGAAAGUACCAAAAAUGUUCCCUCAAAAGCUGAUGCCUCGCAAUUUGUCUUUUUGAACGGUCUUCCGUCAAGGUGCUAUACGAGUACUCCUCUCCCUUCACCAUUCAAUUGGCUAAGCCACCAGAUUGCAAGUGUCCCUCAGAUCUUUUUACGUGUGCCCCGACGCUCUUCAAUUUCUCCGAUAUGUUCCAGUCAAAUCAACAGCUCCUUCGUAUUCAGAAUGUGGAUAUUUCAUGAUGCAUCGUCAUCCGAGACUUCGCCACUCAUUUGGCAGCCUGGAGUGUCACUAGGCUACCUCGACAGGAUCUGAAACGUGGAGGCUACCUCCAAUAACAACAUUGUACACAACACUUUUCCCGUUUGCUUGGUGCGCAAAAACUAAAGAAAAUACCAAGCAGCCAUCCUGUUACUCAGCCCAGGCAAUAGAAGACAUAUAUUUCCACUUGCUACCCGUCAGACAAACGGAGAGACCAAUCUCGAGGUCUGUAUUUGAAUCGACGCCUCGUACCUGCAUAGUCUCCAACUUCAACACGAUAAGGCUUCGCUGAACUAUAAGCACCACGUGCUCUAAUUCAUCUCGAAAUAUCGAUGGAUAUUCCUCUUCAUCAGUAAUUAUUCAAGUUAUAUUGACACGAAAAGAGAUGGCAACAACAUCAGCAAUAGGACCAACAUCAAAAAUGCCUACCCACUCUCACUUGGCGUCGCCUAAACGAACCUUCACUUCCCUCCCAACCGAAAUCCACCUUCUCAUCGCUUCAAACCUCACCUACCCAGAUGCUCUCUCCCUCAAGCACACCAACCAAUAUUUCUACUCCCUCGUCUACACAGGGGUAAAUCUGAAAAUCGAGUGGCUGAUCGAGCGUCGAAGAUUGCAUCUCGAUUGUCCCCACGACAAAGGGUGCGAACUCGGUAGCGAUAUGAGAUUCUGUCGGGGAAGCGUUAGGUAGUGCCCUCGUUAUCGGUGUUGAUCCGUCUCUGUACAAUAUGUCUAAUCAUACUAUUCUAGACUUCUAAUGAAACGACGUCGUGAACACGGCGAGUGCGAGAGUCGUCCCGAUGGUCGAGGUUGUCUGGUUUUCGGUACGAAGAUUUGCACCUACAAGAAGGAAGAACUUGGCAUGUUGGCGGUGUUCAAGGGAUUCUCUUGGAGUGUCAUACGGAGAGUUGGGAUGUUUCUUUGGUGGGUUAGCCUUGCUCUGCUCGGGGCGGGUGUGGCGUGGUUUUGGAUGGAGCAUCAACGACGGAGAGAAAUUCUUUUGGCUGGCGGUAGCGAUUCCUUGGUUGGAUCGUGA